Molecule: messenger RNA, 2922 nt
Organism: Suhomyces tanzawaensis NRRL Y-17324
Lineage: Eukaryota; Fungi; Ascomycota; Pichiomycetes; Serinales; Debaryomycetaceae
Exons: 2
Source: RefSeq, a predicted model, not a curated record
CCCGAAAACCUCGACGGGUUGUCACCCGAGUUGAUUCCCAUCGUCACCCUCCUCCUGUCGCAGUCCCACCGACGCUACCAUGAGGGUAUCUUCAUGUUGUACUAUGACUUGAAUGGUGACGGCAAGCCGGGCGACCGUGAGUGGCACGAAGUCUACGGAAUCUUAACCGGUAACCAGCUCGCGUACUGGGACGCCGCCAACUUGGCCCAGUACAGACACAACCCCGAGGCAUUGCUCGAGACAUCGUCCAAGCCCAAGUACAUCAACUUUACAGACUCGGUCUACAACGCCAUGCGCUCGUUGCCGGCCGCCAAGCAGAACUUGGAUAACGUCGUCAUCGUGUCUACCACCCUCAAGAACAGAUACAUCCUCCAGUUCAAGUCCUACACCGACUUGACCACUUGGUACUCCGCACUUCGGUUGGCCAACUACGAGUACUCGUCGUUGCAGGAGGCCUACACGGGUGCCUUGUUGUCGGCACGAGGCUCACGGCUCUCGGACAUCAGAACCAUCUUGGCGGAAAAGCGCUUCGACCACGAGGACUGGGUCAGUAUACGUUACGGCAGUGGUAUGGCCUGGAAGCGGUGCUACGCCGUGGUCGAGCCUUGCACGAACAAGAAGAAGAACUUCUUACCUGGCCGGGUGUUGUUCUACGAGAACGAGGCCAAGAAGAAGAAGCAACUAAUGGCCGUGGUGGCCAAUGCCAGUUCGGUCUCCGCCAUCUACCCCCAGUCCCACUCGUUGAUCGACCACAGCACCAUGCUCAAGCUCGACGCCUUUAUCAACUUCAAGUCGCCUUCCCUCUCCACCAAGGUGUCCAAGAAGAGCGUGGACGACUUCCAGAACACCUCCAUCUUUUUGAUGCCAGAGCAGCACUCGUCUGUCCCCGGGUUUGAUACCUUGAUCAGAUUCUUGGUGCCUUUGUUGGACUCGUUUGGUCUCUACGGAAGACCCACAAGAUUGAAGGCCGACAGGGUCGACCCCGACUCCUUGUUGUUUGGUUUGCCUACUUUGCCGUUUGUGCACUACUUGGAAGUGUCGGAUAUCACCCAAAUUACCUCGUCUUCUCCCGACUAUUUGAGUUGGGACGUCAAGACCUGGACCACCAACAUCAAGAGAGUGAUGAAGUCCAAGUUGGACCGUGGUUACGAGGGUUGUGGCAGUCAGCGAGGCGUGGUGGGUGCAAUCAGUUCCUUGAGCAGUCCCACCACUAACUCGCCCAAUGGCCUCCACUCCCCUAGAAACAACGACAUGUCAACUCCAAGAUCAGCAUCGGCAUCUCAACCACAAUUACACCAACGCCCUCCCCCACCAACCGCCAGCCAAUAUUCGGGAAGUCACCAGAAAUCAUCCAAGAACAUCAACGAUUUGUCUAUCCAAGUUCCCAAAGAGCAAACAGUGCCCAGUAUCAAUGUGUCCGACAACUCAAAUAUUCCGGCUGCAGCAUCGGGUGCCUUAUCCCCUCUGGAAAUCAAGAACCAUCACAAGUCGGUUCAAUUGGCAGAUAUCUACCAGAAAUACUCCACCAUCCAGACUCCUUCAGACCAGUUCCAUACCGAUAGAAAUCAAUUGUUGAAUGGCUCACACGAAGAGUUCGACGAGAACGAUAUGCCUAUGAAUAUCAGACAGAUGUCUUUGGAUAAUGUGUAUCCUAAGAACGAUGACGAUUUGUUCAGCGACCCAGAGAACGACUCUGAUGCGUCCGAAAAGGUUGACGCUAGACAAAUCGGCUUGCUCAAGAACGGCUCUUCCCAAUCAAACGUAGGCAGUGCUGUGUUGAAGGUGCCUUCAUACGGGGACAGAUCGAGCAGCUACUCCUCAGUGCACUCUCCGAUGACCCAGUACCACGAGUUCAACGAGCAAUUCUCCAAGACGGUGGAGAAGCACGAGCAUCCUUUAUCGCUGUCAUACCACCGGCCAAUCAACCCUAGUAGCUUCAGUGGAUUUUCUGACAGCGAGGACGACGAUGCACCAGCACCACCUUUGCACGGCUACAGGUCCAAAGAAAAUGAUGCCAAGUUCAUCGACGGUCCCCAAGGCUCAACCACACCCAAGAAGAGCACCCAGAGCAAGCACUUAUCUAUCCACUCUGAAAGUGGCAACGUGAUUAGUGCAAAUUCGUCUCCCUACUCUGAGGAAGAGCCCAAAAACGACAGUAUGAUAUCACCAUAUCCACAGUUACCACCCAUGCAAACUGGUCACAAACCUAAGUACAUUACUUCGCCCAAUAGUUCGCAAAACCAAUUGCCUCGCUUUGGGUCUCCCGAGAGAAAGAAGCUAGGCCAACAGGGAAAGCCAGCACAGAUGCCUUCGUUGCCUCCACAGUCGAGAAGUGGAGCUCCUCAGCAGCCCAACUUUAGUGGAUCGCAAGCCAAACAGGGCCAGUUCUCUGGAUACCAACAGCAACCCCAGGCCACACCUCAGCAAGGAUACCCUCACUCUGGAAACUACUCGCAAUCUCAGCAGCAAGGGGGAUACCCUCCACAGCCAAAGAACCAGGCUGGGUAUUCCCAGUCACAGACUCGCCAGCAGCAACCACAGCAGUAUUCCCGUGGUCCAGCACCUCCACAGCCACAAGCCCAGUAUCAACCCCAACCCCAACUGCAGCAGCAACAGUACCCGCCCCAACAGCAGUACCGUAGCCAGCAGCAGCCACAGGCUCCUCUUCUGAAGCAUCAAGGCUCUUCCCAGGCGCCUCCAUCGCAACAAUACCGUCAGCAGCCCAAUUCGGUGGGAGUUCCACCCUCAGUGACUGGCGUUCCACCCACCGGAUAUUCCAAUCAAAGACCAGCGCCACAGCAGCACAGAUCUGGAGGAAUUCCUAGAAGCAACGGCCACUAUCCACACCCCAACACCCAGAGUGCAGCAGCAUUAAGAGGUUAUGACAACUCGAAGCAGGGCCAGUACCAGUACCAAUAUAAC